Molecule: messenger RNA, 1986 nt
Organism: Lachancea sp. 'fantastica'
Lineage: Eukaryota; Fungi; Ascomycota; Saccharomycetes; Saccharomycetales; Saccharomycetaceae
Source: the annotation of a GenBank genome assembly
AUGAUUACGACUCUUGUGCCGCGAAGUGGGUGGCUUGCGAGAAAAAUAGCUCUGCGAAGCUAUGGAAGUGGUUUAGCUAUAACCAGCCUGAGUUUGGGCUUUUGGAACGGGUCGAGAGGCGGCGUUCGCCAUUAUUACGAGAAAAGUGGAGGUUAUUCCAACAGAGGCUCCAGAAACUCCAGAGGACCAAGAGAGGGAUAUAAGAGGAAUAUGGAUGGCCGUCGUGGAAGAAGAAUAGAGGAGCCACGCGAUGAAGCAGCGUCAUUGCUAAAAUCGUCUAGAAUCAGCAAUAUCGUACAAGUGCCACUGGAGGAAAAUGCGCAAGAGAUCACUCUUGACGCGCUUCACGACGAAGGCAUCAUUCAAAAAGACCUGCACAAGGCUGUUGCACGCAUGGAUUUUGCCAGCUUGACGCCUGUGCAGCAAAAAACUAUCAAACCCAUUCUCACCACAGAAGACGACGUUAUCGCGCGCGCGAAAACUGGAACAGGUAAGACGCUGGCGUUUCUCGUCCCAAUUUUCGAGCAUCUAAUCAAGACCCGUAAGGAAUCAUCCAACAUGGUGAAAUGUGUUAUUGUGGCCCCAACAAGAGAUCUAGCUUUGCAGAUUGACUCGGAAAUCUUGAAGCUACAAAAAAAUAACUUUGCUUUGAAAAAAUUCGGCUCAAUUGCCUUGAUUGGUGGUAGUAACUUCCAAGUAGCUAUCAAAAAGAUGUUCAAGGAUCGUCCCAAUAUCGUGGUUGCGACUCCGGGGCGUCUCAUCGAUGUGUUGUCGAAGUUCAGCAACCAGUUCUUCAAAAAUGUUGAUUUUAAAAUUCUUGACGAAGCAGACAGACUAUUGGAAAUUGGGUUCGACGAAGACCUACGCAAUAUUUCCAAGACGUUGAAUGGUAUAAAUGAAACGGGCCCAGAACACAUCAGAACUUUGCUGUUCUCCGCGACUCUGGGUGACAAUGUCCAAAAACUUGCAGGCGGGAUAAUGAAUCGCGAACAAUGUUUGUUCAUAGAUACCGUGAACAAAAACGAGCCAGAAGCACACGAGAAAAUUGAGCAAACACUAGUGAUUUCCGACACGUUUGCUCAUAACAUGUACGCUCCAAUUUCGGCCAUGAAAGCCCGUUUGGACAGCAAUGCUCCUUUCAAGGCCAUUCUUUUUGUCCCCACUGUCAAAUUCACAAAAUUCUACAGCACUGUGUUGCAGAGAAUGUUCCCCUCAUUGCCGGUACAUGAAUUUCACGGUAAAGUGGAUCAGAAGAAGAGAACGAGGAUGGUGCAGGUUUUCAAGCGUGCUGAAGAAGGUAUUUUUGUUUGCACAGAUGUGGGGGCGCGUGGUAUGGAUUUUCCCGAUGUAGAGGAAGUUUAUCAAUUGGGUGUUCCAUCUGAGAUAUCCAACUACAUCCACCGUAUUGGAAGAACAGCUCGUGGUGGUAAGGAAGGUAAGGCAUCGAUCUAUCUUUUCAAAGACGAGCUUUCUUUCAUCGACACACUGGCCGCCGAAAAGAAUGUUAACGUCAAGAAUCAGCGCGAUUUUGUUCCGGACGAGAAUGACGCAGCAGAAUUUCAAAGAUGCCUGCGGGACGAGUUUCUUUUCUCAGAAGGUCUGGAGUCCAUGCUUUCGUUCUAUAAGAAUUGCGAACAGGCAUAUGGGUUCCGCAUGCCUAAGAUUGCUCGUCAAAUAGCCGGCGCUUAUGGUGAGAGUUUACUUGACACCACUCAGAAGCUUCGAGUGAGUCGUGAAACUGCCAGCAUGCGGUACGGACUACGAGGCAGGAUUGUUGAAGAGCUUUUUGACACUGGGGCUUCAAGGCGGAGAGACUCUUAUGACGAUUACGAGAACAAUUCAAGAUCCAGUCGUGAUAGGUUUGAGUCCCGUGGCAAGAAUUAUAGAGAAACACGCGGCCGUUGGGACUCCAAAAACGACAAUAGAAGAUUCGACGACAGACGUGCCCGCUCCAGUUACAGCGGCCACAACCCCAGAUUGGAUUAA